Messenger RNA from Cydia strobilella, 10003 nucleotides. It is a transcript of the gene Dpp10, whose product is annotated as inactive dipeptidyl peptidase 10. Bases 467 to 3088 code for a protein of 873 amino acids. Gene Ontology annotation, biological process: proteolysis. NCBI's taxonomy places the organism in Eukaryota, Metazoa, Arthropoda, Insecta, Lepidoptera, Tortricidae. The transcript is spliced from 19 exons. Gene Ontology annotation, cellular component: plasma membrane. Gene Ontology annotation, molecular function: serine-type peptidase activity; dipeptidyl-peptidase activity. The record is from RefSeq and is a predicted model, not a curated record.
AGCGGAAAAUGCGUCUCUACAAACGCGUAAAAAUAACCAGGAAACCCGCACCCGGCGCUGGCAACACCGACGGAAAGCCGGGAACUGGGCUCGAGCUUCAGUCGGUCGCCGGAUCUCAAGCGGCGUAGUCACGCCGGAUCCCACCGCGCUCAAAUUCCGCCAAAAUCGAACACCGAAUUCAAUAAACUGACAUAAAAACAAAGGCCGUAUUCCAAAUUCGAAUUGGUUUCUUUUUUCGCAGUUUCUUUUUGUCGCGUGUGGACGUUUGUAAUUUAAAAAUGGAACUGGGUUAGGGAUGUGCAUAGGAUCGAGUGAAAACGCGUUAUUAAUAAAAGCCUGUUCAUUUCAGAUCGACUCCGUGCUAUGUCCGUGCGCAAGAUAGUGAGAGUGAAGUGCGUGUGAUGCGAGGCGGUUGACCUCUCUGCCCUGACACCGAAGCGGAACCCUGGCAAAGAAAACCGUCAGGAUGGCCGACCCUGAUGCGUUCGAUGACGAGAAGCUGGUGGUGGGCAACGCCACGCAGCGCAACUGGCGCGGCAUCCUCAUCGCGCUGCUGGUGAUCGUGGCCGUCCUGGCGCUGAUUGUUACGUCCGUGGUGCUGCUCACGCCCCCCGACGAGGGGCCCAGGGUCAAGGGCCGCCGGCUCCGCAUACAGGACCUGCUCAGCGACGAACUGGUGCCUGUUAGGUGGAAUGGGACCUGGAUUUCUGGUGACGAGUUUGUGUACCGCGACGCGUGGGGCGGCAUCAGCCUCAUGUUCGCUGCGAACCAGUCCUCCAAGACCCUCAUGCCCAAUACCACUUACAGAGUACUGGAGCCGGCGUCGUUCUCGGUGUCCGCUGACCGGCGCUUUCUGCUGCUGGCGCAGAGCCUGCGGCGGCUGCACACGCACUCCUACCUCGCACGUUACACCGUCUAUGACAUACUAACCACCGAGUCGUAUCCCCUAACGCCGCUGCCGGACGAGGUGGGCGGUGGCGUGGUGACCGAGGGCCCGGCGCUGCUGCUGGCCGCGUGGACGCCCAAGGGCCACGGGCUCAUCACAGUGAAGGACUGUGACAUCUACUACCGGCCCGCGCCGCGUUCUUCAACCGGCUACCGCGUCACCGACACCGGCAAGCCUGGGACCAUUUAUAAUGGCGUGCCGGAUUGGUUGUAUGAAGAGGAGAUUCUAAAAACGCGGUCAGCGCUGUGGAUGUCCGCCGACGGCCACAUGGUGUUGUACGCCACCUUCAACGACACGCUCGUGCUCGAACAGAAGUUCCCGUGGUAUGGGCCCUCGCUGGACACUGAUGACCCGGCGAAGACAUACCCGGAGAUCAGAAGCAUAAGGUACCCGAAGCCUGGCACGAUGAACCCCACGGUGCGACUAACAGUAGCCGAUAUUGCAGACCCGAAGCACAUACGCACCAGGCACUUAACACCGCCGAAGAGUAUACUUGAAGAGGGCGACUACUACUUCACAAGCGCGCAAUGGGUCUCCCUCACAGAAGUGUGCGUGGUAUGGCUCACGCGCACGCAGAACCUCUCCGUCGUGUCCGUCUGCAAGAGCCCCAUGUGGUACUGCCAAGAGGUGUACAGGAUAACAUCAGGCUCGGACAGCUGGGUGGAGUCUGCGCCGGCGCCGCUCUGGUCGGCCGGCGGCGGGGCGCUCGUGACGCUGGCCCCCAUCCGGGACGGCCCCGCCGGCCUGUUCCGACACAUCGUCCGGGCCGAGCACAACGCUCACGGGCCGAGGGCGUUGCCGCUCACUCACGGCAGCUUCGAUGUCGUCAAGCUGUUGGCUUGGGACCAUGCUAAUCAACACAUAUACUAUCUGGGUAUACCAGAAGGUAAGCCGGGCCAGCAGCACCUGUACAUGGUGUCGUCAGAAGCGCCCCGGCCCGGCUCACCGCAAAAGCUGCCUUACUGCGUCACGUGUAACACACAGCCUUCCCCUUCAAUCAACCUAGAGUACUAUGGCAACCUGGCAUCCUCGGGCGACAGCUGGGACAACGAGUGGGACGAGGACCUGCCGGCCACCUCGCCGUCGCCCAACGCCAGGAAAAAGAAGAAAAAAAGACCUGAACACAUCCUACAAAACCUGCCGUGCCUGUACCACGAGGCGCACUUCAGCCCGUCGUCGGCGUACUUCGUGCUGGAGUGCCUGGGCCCCGGCGUGCCCACCACUAGCCUGUACCGCACGCUGCUCCCCGAGCCCAGGAUUCUGGUGCACUUGGAGAACAAUACUGAUGUCAAGGAGCGGCUAUCAUCAAUAGCUAUCCCGACGCCGCGCACGUUCUCAGUGCAGCUGUCGAGCGGGCACACGGCGCGGGUUCAGCUGCUGCUGCCGCCCGGGCUCCGGGAAGACGAGGUCACCAAGUACCCGCUCGUCAUGAAAGUGCACGGAGCGCCAGGCACCCAGCUGGUGACGGAGCGCUGGACGCUGGGCUGGGGCUCGCUGGCGGCGGGCGCGGGCGCCGUGCUGGCGGCCGUGGACGCGCGCGGCGCCGGCGGCCGGGGGCUCGGCGCGCACCACGCGCUGCACCGCCGGCUCGGCACCGUCGAGCUGCAGGACCAGCUCGAGGUGGCGGAGUACCUCCGUGACUCGCUGCACUUCAUCGACUCGCGUCGCGUGGCGGUGUGGGGGCGCGCGCACGGCGGGUUCCUGGCGGCGCUGGCGCUGGCCAGCCCGCUGGACGUGUUCCACUGCGGCAUCGCCAUCACGCCUAUCGUGCGCUGGAGAUACUAUGCAUCUGCUUACGCGGAGCGCUACAUGGGCUUGCCCAACGCGACGGGCAACUACCGCGGCUACGCCGACGCUGACGUGACGAAGCAGGCCGCGGCGCUGCACGACAAGAUGCUGCUGCUGGUGCACGGCACGGCCGACGACAACGUGCACGUGCAGCAAACCAUGGCGCUGGCGCGGUCGCUGGCCGAGCAGGGCAGCAUGUUCAGACAGCAGAUCUACCCAGACGAGGGACACAGCUUGUCCGGCGUGAGGCGGCACCUGUACCGCACCAUGUCAGCGUUCCUCGAUGACUGCUUUCGCAAGCAGGUGCCGCCCGAGACCAAGGCGGGGCUGCGUAACGGCGGCAACCUCGACUGAGACACGUGGCGGGACGAAGAGUUCUACUCGCGGUAAUGAACGGAGUCGUCGGCACAUUGCAACCUUAUCCUAUUAACCUGUAGUACAACAAUUCCAUAUCCUGAUCCCAACAUGUCUACUGCCAAAGAGUGGACAGCUCUAAACUCAUAAUCAUGUAUGUGAUAAUACAUUAGUAUUAAAUACAUUUUUAUCAUGUUAUAAACUCUGUCAAUGAUGUGCGACAGCUCUAAUAUUAGACAGUGGACUAUCGUGAUUUGACUAUGAUUUUAUUUUGAGUUAAAAAGUGUGCAGCCUGUGGCUGAUGCGUCAAGAAUCGUGACACGUUCAAUUCGGUUGUGUGCUCGGGUAAUGCAUUAGUGUGAGUGUUCGGCGGACCAGCGAUUGGUCGAAGCACAAUGCCUCCUCAUUGAUAGAGGGUGAUCGUAAAUAAAUUGUUUUGAUGCAAUUAAAAAAUUUCCCAUUACUUAUAUAAUUUUAUUCAGGAAAAAAUAUUAUAAAUUUUCUUGAAAUGAAAUUUCAAAAUAUUCUUUUGCUUGUAAUAUAUUCGCAAACUUUCUAACGGCUCUUUAAUUAUCUUGAACAUUUCUGCGAACAACUUUUCCUACAAUAUUCGUUUAAAUAAGAAACAUCAUAGUUUUUUUUUAAAUUCUUGUUAGUAAUAUUGGUGUGAUCUGUUUUUAUUCAAACAUCCAGUUUUCAAAAAUGUUCAGGAUAUUAAAGUCCCAAAUUAGAUAUCCCAAAGAGAGGUCUAAUGCAAUUCAACUAGUGACAACAUAAAGGAAUUGAUAAUAGUUCUUUAGUUAAUGAGUUUUGUGAUCCUAGUAGUUAGUUCAUAUUAUAGGGCUUACUCAUCGUCAUGUCUGCUCGAGAAAGCUCCGUUUAUGACUUUUGAAACACCUUUUUGCUGGAGAAACUCACAUAAACUUGUUGAAAAGUGAUGACUUUCAUUGAGGUUUCCGUGGAUCCAUAAAGGGUUAAAUAUUAUACGGCUACAACUUCAUAGCCAUCUUAAAUUUUCUAUAACAGAAUACAAAUAUAGUUUUAAAUAAAAAAUAUACUUAGCUUAGCUACGUAUGUGUUUUGAAAGCAAGUUAUGUUUUUAUUCAGCAAAAGGUUGUUGACAAACUUAAAGCUGUAUUUGUAAUACAAAAUGUACUAUAAUAAAACAAAAUAUUCGCCACACGUAACUUCGGAAGUUAGCGUUAUAGGAAAAAGGUAAAGUGUAAUUUCUAAAUGACAAAUAAAUGUACAGUAUUAGAUAUUAAUAAUCAUUCACUAUUACGCACGUUUCAGGGAGUGGUAUUUGGGUCAAAAACUUGUUUAGUGAGUUAAGGUUACGCGUCUUUUCUGUGGACAUUAUAAAAUAAAUGGACUAUUAACAGUAUAAUUUUCUUACUUUAUCCUUAUAGACAUAUUACAACCUUCUACUUCUUACAAGUUGUACUAUAGUCUCACAAAAAUGUAUCGAAAUCGUUAACUCUUGCAAUGUCCUCAGAAACGACGUGUUUCGGGUGUUUCCGAAUGUUUUCGACCCACUUUUCGUCCAAGUUAACGACCUUUUAUAUCGCUGUACCCACGUCUGUUUUACACCUUCUCACUUAACCAAAGGCAGCAUAAUUAUUGACGUUUCGUGAAGCUAUUGGAACCCAUGAGUUAGGUAUGUAAGUAUGUUUUGAGACAGUUUUAUUAACUACUGCAAGUUAACUGCUAAAUUAAGACUCAAACCUCGACCAGCACAGGUCUCAAAUAGCCUGUCUAGCCGCUAUUGUAAGGUACCACUUUGUAAGACGUGCGUUUUUACAUACUUAUAUUUGAACUUAAACAAAAAAUUGCUCAUUCUCAUGUUUCAAGUUUGCAUGCCCUAGUCACUUUGAUAAAGAUUAGUAUUUUAAAGAAAUUUUAUUAAAGACCAAUAGUUAAAUUAACAAUUUUAAAUAUAUAUCUAGUAAAAAGAGAGUAUUGAUUAGUAAACUUUGUGCAUUAAUACUUUUAGAAUGGUUUAAAAUUGUAAACUUAAAAAUAGUAGCAAUAAUGGAAUAGUGAAAUUACCUCUUAAAUUAAGUACUUAAGCACUUUUCUGAUAUCGCACCCUCAUCAAACAUGGAUAAAUUGUCAUAUUAAUAAUAUAACGGCGUUUCUGUAAGUUUUAAACUAAUAUAAGUAGUGUCGGUGAAGUUAAUCGGAAAAUUUUUAUAAACUCGUUUUGAUGAGUGCCCAUCACAAUCCUAAAUAACAAUCUAGUGUUCAAUUAUGCAAAAUGUUAAUCAUAAACUAUACUCUGGCAAACCAACUUUGUCAGUAGAAUAAGGCGCCAAUUUCAAAUUUGUAUGGGAGAUCUAUCUUUCGCGCCUACGUUUUUAAUUUGCUGCCUUUUUCUACUACCAGAGUAUAUACAUUUUGCAGCACAACACAAUUGCGAGCGAUGAAUUUUUUUAGAAACGAGUUUGUCAAAGUUGUCCUCGUUCCGACUUAAAGUUAGUCGCAAAUUACAGGAGACGAUAAAAUUCCAGCACGCUCAGGACUACACAAGUACCUACAUAAUUUUGUGAUUAGCUUAAAAAUUCCUUAAACCUUCGAUAAAUGUUAUCCAGUUCAAUAUUAUGAGGAAGAGAGCAUGUCGUUUUCCUGAAGGCUUUUAUUGAAAGAUUAAUACAUUGGUAUUACUUUUUCCUGUAAUUUGUCGUGAACCAUGUUCGAUACUGGCUGCUCCUGGCUCUCAUAAUAAAGAAAACAAGGAAAACAUAUAAAAUAUAAAAUGUCUAACCCUUGCUUCGUGAACAACACUACAAUAUAGGCAAGUCAUGACAAAGUAUACUUUAAAAUGAGCUGGUCUAAAAAUAAGACGUAGUUUAUCAAAAAGGAUGCUCUUAAAUUAAUGACUGUUCCUUCUGGCAGAAAGUUUAAAUCUUAUUGACAGAUUUUCGAAGAAUGAAUCCUUUUUUUUUCACGUCCUAAAGAGUUAUCUCAAUGAGUAGGGGUUGGUUGACUGUGAAAAGAAAUGUAGGUACAGUUGGCAAAGCAUUUGAGUCAGAGUAGCCAGCGCAGCAAAAGUGUACGGAAAAGAUAAAACAAAGACCUAAAGUGCCAAAUACGUCGUUAUUCUUGUUGUGUAAGUAUCUUAUAAGACAGAGUUUGAUUAUACUUAUUAAAACGCUGGGUUGUAAAGAUUGCGUAACGAUGAUAUGACAAACUUAUUACGUCACGUAUUAGUAAAAUCAUAUUACUUGAUGAAUUUUCUGUUCGUGAUUUUGUGAAUGGUCUAGAUUAUUUAUCUAUAAUAGAAGUUCUUGGCAUAUAAAAACAACCCCUAUGUCUUGUAACUUAAGACGUAAGAUCGCAAUUUCAUUAGGGACUCAAUAUUUGCUUACUCUUUUUAGAUUACGAUCAAGAUACGCACAGAUUGUGAAAUUUUGCCUUAUUGGUGUUGGUUGUUCUCCUUUGUUCAUCGAUUUGGUAGGAAGUCAGGGCCUUUGGGUGGCUAUGUAGCAUUACCAUGGCUACCUUACUUCCAUGCGUUGUAAAAUGUGUAAGAGAAACGCAUUUUACUACGGGUUUCGUAAGAAGGCCCGAAGAAGGCCCUUGGACUAUGUAUGUUUGAGUGUUGGAUACAUUGUUUUUUGCCCAAAAAGGACGCAGAUUAUUUAUGCCGAUGUGGAGAAUGCCCUCGGUAGUAAUUUUCAUCAUACUGCUACGUAUGGGUGGCUACGCGGCGCGGCGUAGCGCUGGAUAACACCAAAAUCUUUGUUUUUUAUGAAAUUAGUGUUUUUGUUUUGUUUUUGUAUUGAUGUCACGUAAAAUUUUAACGUAUACAGAAACGUUUGAAAACGGUAACUUUUUUAUUGUGUCAAACUAAGUAUUAUAUACAGAAUGAUACAUUAUAUUGUGGAAUGUGGAAUCUCUAAUUAUUUACUUACUGAACCAUUUAAUAACUUUGUGAUUUGUAAUUUUGGUCCAAUCAUUAAUUAAAUAGUAUUAAAUUAGCUCUCAUUCUAUUUCUAAGAGUUACUAAUUCAAACUAUACCUCUGAAGCGACAAAAUAUUUAUAUUUUAUUCAAGUAGCAAUACACACUGGGUCUUAAAUAAAGUAGUCAAGUAAAAGCUAAACUUUAUACCGCAAAAAGUAAGAACGACGGCAAUAGGCACUUUGCUUAUUUUUACGGUUUCUCAUCACAAUGUUAUGAGAGAAAAUAUUACUAAUUUCACGAAGCUGAAAACGUGGACUGGCUUAACUCUUUAAAAAUUAACAAUUCAGGGCUUUCGCGUCUUCGUUGAACUGGUAAGUUCAUAUAUUCCAUACAUUCAUUUGAACUAUGCGAAUUUGGAAUAAAAUGGAAAAUAACUGAAUACCUAAAUGUGUCCAAGCUAACUGCAGCGCAUUUGAUAGCACAGACUGUGGAAGUGUUAUUUUUAACGUCAUAAUUUUAUAGACAUUUGAUUUUAUAACUAAAUUCCCUACAGAGUUUAAUCUUGGUUUAACUCUAUGUUAAUAUACUUAUCGAAUCGAUCGAUAUUUUCGUGUUUAGUUAAGCCAGUUUACAUUUCCGAUUCGUCUAGGGGUAUAAUAAAUAUUUAGAUACUUAUACAUGGUAGGUAUUUACGUAAAUAAGGUAGGUAUACCUACCAGGAGGAGGAGCUAAAUAUUUAGUUUAUCACAUUUUAAUUACCUAACUACCUUAUUAUAAGCCCUACAAUACUCUUAUAAGUAAAGUUUGUUUUCCAUUUAAACGAUCAACAGAAAAACAAUCAUAGCUGUCUGUUUUUUUUUCAUGUGUAUAAAAAUUAAGUUAAUAGUGAAUACUGUUUUAAACUAUAGCAUUUUUAAUCGUUCAUAUUAUUAUUCAUUACAAACACUACAAACUGUAUUUUCGCAGUAGGUAUAGAGCGUAUGAAACUUAAUAAAGUCUUAUGUUAACAACAUCCCCAUUUCCUGAAAAAUUAAGAAUUUGUUUAUACGUUACAUAGGCUAGUUUAGUUUCCAGUAGCGUAAGGUAAGGCUUGUUGUUUUAGAGUUUAUAAUUAACUAUUGUUAUUUCCUCUGUAAUUAUCGUUAGGUAUGUCAACAACGUUCGGCGUGCAGCCCUCCGGUCUUCAUUUUGUCAAUUUAAACGCUAUCGACAUCGAAAUGAGAAAAAUACAGCAAACGCGGAUAUUUUAGACAAUACGCAUAAACCAAACUGAGCGCUAACAUUAACAGCGGUUUUGAAACGUCUUCUAAGGGCCCUCGAAAUAAUUAUGAACCAGAUAAAUUAUUCUUUACUCUAAAAACUUCUGGGUAAAAUUCAUCUUAUUGAAACGAAAUGCUCCAAUCUUUACUAACCGAAUACUGAAUAAACUUUUGAGUGGGUACCUACUUAAAGAUACCUUUUAUUUGAAGAAGGCAUGGCAUUACUCAAGGCUAGAAGACUUAUUGUUAUAUGAUACUAGGAAUAUUGGCUUAAAACUAUGUGCCUUCUUAAUCAGUUUUAAUCUUCAUAAGUUCGUAUCCUACCGGCUGCGCCAUGUAGUAUUUUGAAUAAAACAGUUAAUUGCACUUAUUAUUGUGUUUAUUUUGAAUGAAUGGAACUUUUUAAUAGUUUAAUAAUAGUUAUUUACGAUAUAAGUGCGGAAAAGAGGAAAUUCGAAACGAGUGCGAGUGGCGAUAAAUUAAAACACGACCGCAGGAGAGAUUACGUAUUCGCACGUGUAUCGUACAACGUUUUACAGUACAUAUGGCCCUUUAAACCUUCGACAUAUGCACGAAAAAUGCUCUUUACGCACUAGUGCGAGAAAGUCAUUACACACGAGGCGAUAUUGUGCGCGCGAGCUGUAAGCGAGCGCGCAAUAAGAAAGCCGAUGUGUGUAAUGACCAAUGCACACGUGUUUCAUACGACUUUUUUCAACACACUUGCGAGAAAAAAAAGAAACUUUCAUAUUAAUCAAAUUUUAAUAUUUAAAAUAGUAUUGUGUGUUUCAUCUGUCAUACUCGUACUGCCGGCCGGCCCUCGCUUGCCCCGGCCGCGGGCGGCGCGGCGGGCGGGCCGGCCGGGCCGCGCACUGCGCAGGCGCGGUGCGCGCCAGUCCGAGCAAUUAAAGAAGGCUCCCUUUCCAUGCAUAUUAUUAGUAAUCAGUUAGCUUCUUAACUCAGUCGGAUAAUAUAAUGAAAAAGCACGAGUGGAAUAAUACACUGAAAGAGCACGCGUGUUAAAUAUCUAGUAUUAUGAGCCAAAAAUCGGUGGAAUAAAAACGUCGUUUUGAGCAAGUGUGUUGAUAAGUAGUAAUGUACACAUUUAUGUAGUACCUUCGGAGAUAGGCAAGAGAAGGCUAUCAAAUAAAAAGAUAAAUAUUUUUAGGAGUGCGUCACUCCGCUACAGUAUCUACUUUUAUGUUUCUAAAAUUAUUUAAAACGUUAAAAUACACGAUACAAUCAGUGAGAUCAGAGUUACGUAAGUAUAAUAAAUUCUAUAAGUUCAUUAAGAUUCACUUAUGGAAUAAAGCACUUUAGAGUUAAUUGUGAGGGACAGUAUUUGUAUAGGCCGAACAAUAACAGAGCAAUGGAGUUCUAAAUAAAUGUACCGGUUAAGUAAACUUGACACGGUCAAACUUAAACUUGAUGACUGAACGAAUUAUAUCAUGGCCUGUAGGAAUAUCGGAGUCUAAAGACAAUCCGCAACUUUGUUAAUAUUUUCCAAGGUAUUAAUUUGCAUGAAACGCGUUUUAAAUUAAUAAAUAAUAAUAAACAAAAAACUGUAAACAAAAAAAUAAUUAUAUACCUAAAGGGCUGCACGUUGGACUGUACUAAGUACCUACUUAUAAUUAAAGUAUUGCCUUCAUGCUGUUAUUGCUACAAAUUUUAUUUACUGUUAAAUAUCGUACUUCAAUCACUCGGUCGAAACUAUUAUACCUACUGUAUUAUGAAAUCAAUAAAUAGAUAUCAUA